AUGGUGCGCAAAAAAAGGAAAGGUGUAGUAAAGGAGGCGGAUGCAACUGGGGCAGUAGUACCCAGUGGAGUGGAUCUGCGGCAAGUGUUAGAUCAGGUUCCUGUAAACGUAUCCCUGCCUGCCGCAUUUGGCGAUAACGACCUGGAAGCGUGGUACGAAGCGCUAUGCAGGGCUCGAGGCAGUCUCUAUGAGCAACUGAAGAUACUACAACUAUUUCGGUCCCACUCUAGAGUUUUGAUUACAUACAAUGACUCAGAUAGCAGCAACACCAUAAUCUCAAUUUGGCGACUAGUGUUCCGACUAAGUGUGACGACACUCGCGCAACCGUUGCGUAAAAAUUUAGAGCUGAUACUUGACGUCUUGGUGCAGAGCAAAAUCGAUGAAUUGCGAGUCGUAGCUUCUCAGGAGCUGAAAACUCACCUGAAUAAACUGAUGACAGAAGCAAAUGGUCCAGAUCUGACUGCUGAGCUGCGCGUGAGAUUGCUUGACCGUAUGCUGCGCUUGAUUGAGGCUCCGUUCGUAGCUGGUAUUUUAGUAAAGAAUCCAGAAACCAGUGAAAAAAACGGAGAUGCUGAACAUUUGUUUCAAUUCGUGGCGUGCUGUGCUGAUCAGCUUGAAGCAUUAGGAAAGCCUAUUAUGGCGGCUGGUGAGAUUUAUUCGAAAAGUAAAGAGAAGACGAGGGCAGAGGAGGAGAAUAAAGCAGCAGCAGUGUCAACGAACGUUGUCAUGAUUGCGUCCGAACGUUCCGGUCAUGCUUUGAAAAUUGUGAUUGUAUUGUCGACGAUGAAAGAAGUGCUGGAUUGGCGAUUGAAACAAUUGGAUAAGUUCAGCCUUGACAGAUUAACGGGGGCAUUUUUUCGGAUACUAAAGCACUGUGUGUUGCUGCUUCAAACAACUGUGGUACACAAGGAUCUGCUCACACAAGCAGGACUGGCAUACUGCUUAGUGCUACGAUUGCUGAUACAGCUGUCAGAGAGCUCUUCGACUAACACGACAAAGCUGUUGCUUCAGAUAGCGUAUCCAGAGCUUCACAUUUCCAGCUCUGAUGCAUGUUCUAAUGUGCAGUUGCGAGCACACAUCGAGGUGGACGGUACGAAGUUUGGCGGCCUAUCAAGACUGGCAGUGUACCGUGGCUUACUUAGCAGCCUUACGAAUCAUGAUUUAAUACAACCGUCUAAGACGUUUGGACUAACGACUAUGGAUCAGAGCUUGCUAAAUGCAAUUUUUAUAAGUGUUCAGCAAUUCUGCGUGCAGGAGUCAUAUAAUACGCGGUUAUUUGCGUUUCAGAUACUCGAAGCCUUCCUUCGCCGAGCUGUGUUAAUUUUGCAGCUACAUAAGAAAGAUCCACCACGAUGUGAUCAAUACUUGUCGGUUUUAACAGUCAAAACAUUGACAGGUUUGACGGCUGCUGUGCUGAUAAAUUGGGAGCAUCCCUCGAAAAAGGUAAACCAGUUCAUGGCUAGUGUCUUUGCGCAUGUCAUGAACUAUUUCUUACUAUCUGGUGACUUCCAUGACUGGAAUGACGUCCUCUUGCCGCGGUUGGUAGAACUACCCUCUACGAGCCGAGCAAAGUACGGAUCGUUGACACUUUUCGUCGCACACGCUGGAGCCCAAUCGGUGCUUCGAGCUUGCCCAACGCUCCUGUCAUCUUUACUCUUGGCAGUUGGUCAAAAGGAUAACGCAGCUCCGGCUGCUGCGAACUUGUUUGCGCAAAUUCUUGAUGAUCUAAGCCAUACCACAAUCAAAGAAAAAUGCGAUGAGAAUCAUUCGAAGCCAGAUGUCCAGACUGUGGGUGCGUGGCGCCAACUCUGGCUUUCGGAUGUAAUAAAUUUGAUCUUAUCACGAGAUGAAAGUCUUCGAUCGCGUGUGGUGAUGUAUGUGGUUCCUUUGUUGCUAAAAAAAGAUCCCGAAUCCAUGCUUAUUUUGAUUCAGCGUCUGCAAGUCGAAGCAUCAAAUAAUGGAAAACAGAACGAUGCCGAUGUCGCAUUGUGGGCUGAGCUUGAGGUGCUUAAGUUUGCACGCAAAAAGCUGGCACCUGAAAUGCUCGUUGGUGUGUCCAUGAAGAGGAUUGAGUGCGGUCUACGACACGGGAACGGGGAAACGCGAGUCGCAGCUUUUGAUGCGUUGUGUGCGUCACUGAAAUCGACAAGCAUGCCCUCACUAGAUGAGUUACGUUUGAUAAAGCUAUAUUUGGUGUUGAAUGGGAAAGAAAUUGAUUCCGCUAACCUGAUGAACACGCUGCUGGGUCUGAAAACCGUUCUUAUUCGCAUCAAAGAGGCAAUUCGUCUUGCUACAAAGAAUGUUACUAAUCCAAAUUUUAGUCAUGUGUCUCUUUCUAAAUAUUCAACCGUCCGUGAUGAGUUUGUUGCUGCAGUAUCGUUCAAGCAGUGGAUUGAAAUUUUUAUUGUCACAUCUGUGUAUCCCGGUGCGAUUCCCCAGCGUUUGACGCUUGGUCUGGAGAUUUUUCUGCUGUACAUCCAGCUCUUUGGGCUCGAUAAAUGUAAUGAAGAGCAGAGUUCACGAAAUCUCUUGUUUACUAAACAAAUGGUGACAGUACUUUUGAGCAUGCUAAUUAGUGCGUGGGAUUCCAUUCGGUCCUUAGCCGAUACAAUUCUUAAUCUGUAUCCAGAUGAAUUGCCGGGAUACUCGACGCGCGACGAACUCGCUACUCUACUUCACUGGGCUGUCGGACUUUGCGGUAGUCCCCGUCAGCGUGAAAGCGAUGCUGGUGCCCUGUUUAUUCGGCUGCUUUUUCAGAAGUGUAGUUCAGCAAUCCAACGCUUCGAAUUAAAACUUCAGCGCUUGUCGGAAAAUGAUUUUGGGGAGACGAGAGUUAACGCUUGCAAACCUGAUGUAGCCUUUGUUUUGCAGCUGACGCACGCCAUCGGCUCACGCAUUGAUGCCUUGAGUCCAGCUGACAUUCACCGGGGCGAGUCACCGCUUGUGCAUGGCUUGUUGCUAUCGCUUCACUACGUACUCGAUAGCGUUUCAUUCGAUCAACUCACACCAUGUGAAGCUGCGGACUGGCCGAAGGCUAUGACUCAAGUGUUUACCGUCAUCCACCAGUCUAUGCGUGCGUCACUUGCUGUAGUCGGCGAUGUGACUUCUGGCACCGGUGGCGAUGAGAAUUCAGCUUCAUUUGCCGGUAUUGUGGGCGAGGUAAGUGCAGUUGCUAAAACAUCAAACUCCGCUUUACGAGUCGACUGCCGUGGCCACUUAAUCGUCGAAAACGGUGAUUGUGGUCUGUACGGAGAAAAUGAAAGCGAAAAUGCAGAGCAGCGAGCUGUGGUAAGCAGUUGGUUAGCGGCUCGUGAAUGCUGCAUCAUUCUCGAGCUGCUUGUGCGUCGCGUACCACUUCCUAGAUUGGAUCUAGCUCCGGGUUCGAUCUCGUUUUUCAGCGUUGAGAUGGCGCAAUCUGGAGGAGAGGCAUUGUUGAAUUCGCUGUUCGAACUGAAGCACAAGGGUGCACUUGCUAUGGCGUACCAAUCGUUUGAAGGUGUAUGCCGCGCAUUUCUAGCAAAUGGUGAGCACAACUCAGUACUCGGAGGCCUGCCUUUACGUUGGGCUGAUAGGUUGCUAGAGCGUUUGAAACGAUCAAAACAGCAAUUUAUCCUGCGUCGAAGCUCCGGUUUUGCAUUUAGUUUCGUUGCGAUUCUUCGGGCAGAGCCGCGUAACUCCGCUGCUGUGAUCCUACCAAAGGUGAUGUCGACGCUGCUAUGUGUCGCAGGCGAAGACACAGACGCUGCUGAAACGCUGGAUGUACAACAGGGUCAUCACUUGCUGCGAGCUCGAGUGCACGCACUGAACAUUCUUAAACUCAUAUGCCAAGAUGCCGUGCUUGCAGAAGAUGUAGCCCUUUAUAUUGUAGAUAUGUUCGAACUGGCCGUGCGGGGUUUCGACUGUGGGUCUUGGGCCGUCCGCAAUUCAUCAAUGAUGCUAUUUGCUGCGUCCAUGCAGCGCGCGAUCGGAGAUAAGCGCAUUGCGGACGGUCGAGUAUGUCAACAAGUUGCUUGCGAUAGCGUGUUUUCCCGCUUUUUGCAACUUCGUGGCUUUCUCGCUCGUGAGCUGACCAGGUUAUUGGCACAUGACAGUAAGCCUAGUAAUGCGUUCAAUGCCGCCGCUCGGCUUGGACUGUAUCCAUUGCUCUUGUUUCUAAGCCGCCUGCGACCUGGCGACGAAGACGAUCAGCGCGUAACGACAGCAUGUGACGGCCGUAAUAACUUGUCAAUUUUUGUUCCUCUUGUAAUGCAGUGCGCAUCGCAACCGACAAUGACCGUCCGACACAUGGCUGCGAAAGUUUUGGCGUCCAUCGUGGGUAAAAUGGACGCUGCAUCCGUGCUAUUGACACUCUGUGCAGAGCUUCCUCGUGGCAUCUGCAUCACCGGAAAAGAAGUCGCUUUAAAGUCACACAAUUAUGUCCAUGGUGUUCUUACCCAAAUCCGGCACCUGACCACAAAGUAUCUUUCUCUAAAAGGCAUGCAAAACAGCCCUCACCUUAUAAAUGCUCAGGCUGAAGUUUUCAGCGUUGCAGUUUCCAAAGUGCUUCCAUCGAUAAUGUGGCUCUGGGAAGGUGAAGAUGCCGAUCAUAUAAAUCCUGUCAUACGAGCAGAAGCGGUCGCAAUAUUAAACGUGAUUUUACGAUUUUAUAUGAACGACGUUUCAGGCGCACUUGAGAUGUUAAAGGAAACAGCUCUGAAGGAAGCUUUUGUUCAGACGAUUCAAAUUAUCCAAAUGGAAGCUAAACAACAAUUGCUGCAGCGCUGUGAAUCGAAUAGGAAUGCUGCACUGCUUCAAUCGAUCCGCCCGGGUAUGUCCGUUCUGGAUCGUGAACUAGUGAGGGUCUCGUUUAAUUUGUGGACUGAGUUUGGUUCUAAGCAGCCAUGUAACGACCUCGUGAAGAAGAUGCUUUUUUCGAAAUCGCUACAAAUUCGGAAGGAAGCUACCAAACAUCUAGCAAACAAAGUAGUAUUUGCAGACUUGAAGACAAAUGCUGCUGAUGAGUUCCAAGCUCUUUUUAUCAAUCAAUAUUUUGAAGAGACUCAUCCUAAAGUACGAGCUCGACAGCUUCAGCUGCUGGCGAGCUUCGAAUCUCAACGAAAGAUUGCCAAUACGCAAACUCAACGAAUGCAACUGCAGAUGCAGCUAAUGCAUAUUUUGAACACAUCAGCUGAUCCUCGGAUUCUUGCACCAGCAUUGGAGCUGCUGGCUAUUCUUGCUUCUUACAACCAAGACCCGGAACACGAUGCAUCAAUUCGAGCUUUGUGUCAGGAAAUUGAAUUGCGUUCUGACGAUUCUCAGCCGCUGAUGUUACGCCAAGCUGCCGCCUCGGCGCUUCGUCAUAGUCGCCAAAUUUUACUACACACGAAGCAGAAAUUAGACAGUGACCUAGCUCUGACUGGCUGGAUGAGUGCAGUUCAAUUGCUUCAAGAUGAUAAUGUGCAUGUGAGGGCAUGCGCACGACGCGCUGUGUUGGAGACCCUUGCUGAAGCUUCAAAAGAUCCGAGCACGACCAAUGCUUUUUCGGGAACAUCCUUGUCGGACGCAAUGACUUUACCUGUUGCAGUAAAUUUUGUUGUAUCAUCCUUCGCGCAUACAGAAAUUGGCGCUAAAUUCUUGUCAAAGUUGUUGAUGAAACUCAUUGACGCGCCCAAAAUUCUCGAUGCUUAUUCCAGUGCUUCCGGGGCCAAGGCGCAAGACUGGGAUAAUUUAUACCGCCGCAUUUUCGAUUCGGAAAGCAACAAUUAUUUUGUUGAGCGUGAUACUCUCGCACAGAAUCUAGUCCACGCUUUGUUCGUGCGCACUUUGUACGAUAAUGAGUCGAUGCACCGUUUGCGAUGUCAAAUUUUGACAAAUGCAGCAAGUGUGCUUACAAUAUUAAAACAGAAAGUGCAAGUGGAAACCAAGAGCAGCCAGUGGUUGGGAGGUAUCACUUACUACUCUGACUUGUUUUCUCCGCUAUUUGGACUUCUUGCGGCAGCUGUUGCAAUCACGACUUCUUCAUCGUGUCCGCUUUCAGCCGAGUUUCAGUCGCUUGCUGGUCAAGUUCGUGAGCUCGCCCAUGAAGCCUAUACCAUGUACAGUAAGGAUGAGGCAAUCCACCCACUUGUGAUUCGAGCGCUUGAGCUGCUUGCCUGCACCGAUCAAUCUAGUUCAACAGUCAUUAACGUUGAUCCAGUAAAAGAGCUGCUGUAUCUGACGCCGUACUGGAAAGCUUUGACAGAAGCGUGGGCUGCAUAG
Molecule: messenger RNA, 6237 nt
Organism: Plasmopara halstedii
Lineage: Eukaryota; Oomycota; Peronosporomycetes; Peronosporales; Peronosporaceae
Product: Cell cycle-associated protein
Exons: 1
Coding region: 1-6237 (2078 amino acids)
Biological process (GO): tRNA methylation
Cellular component (GO): cytosol
Source: RefSeq, a predicted model, not a curated record